This is a messenger RNA of Naegleria gruberi, 3211 nucleotides long. RefSeq lists its product as uncharacterized. Gene Ontology annotation, molecular function: protein binding. Bases 602 to 3061 code for a protein of 819 amino acids. NCBI's taxonomy places the organism in Eukaryota, Heterolobosea, Eutetramitea, Acrasida, Naegleriidae. The transcript has 4 exons. The record is from RefSeq and is a predicted model, not a curated record.
AAAAAAACAAUCUCGAUUCUCUGUCCAAGGUACUUUCAAUUUCCUAGCCGGCCUUUGAUAGUAGCAGAAGACAAUUCAAUACGACGACUACCGUCAAAGCAGAUAAUAGUAGUAGUUGUACUCAUUGAAUAUAUAUUCAGAUACAUUGUCAUACGGAAUCAUCAAUAGUCUAUUUUCAAUCCAAUUUAUAUUCCUGUAUUUCAUUUUUGGUUUCAUUGGAGAGAGAACAAUAGCUCCUCUUCUGAUAGGAAGUCUUUGAGUUGUUAAUUGUAUAUUGUGAUUUUAAUAGAUCUCUUUAUAUUGCUUGUUGAAGAUUUUUUCAACCCAAGUUUAGUAACUAUUGCUAGCCAACUCUAACAAUACUUUAAGAAGGAGAAGAUCCUACAAUACAGUAUUUUGUUAGUACUAGAAAAAAAAAAUUAUUUCUUUAUUUAGGAAAUUUAAUAGCUUGUUGAAAAGUAUUUAAAAAUAUUUAAUAAUAGUAAAAUAUUAUUUAUAGAUAUAUACAACAAACUAGUAUUUAGAUAGUAAAUACAUAUCAAUAUUGUUUUAACUUAUUAAAAUCUACUAAGAAAGAAUAUAUUACUACUAAGUAUUAUCAAUGAUGAACAUUGUAAACUCCUCUCCAUCAAAGGUAAAUAAUACAAAUAUUUGGGGAGUUAAUAGUCUCUCCCAAAGUCCACACCAUCAACACCAUCUCUCUUCACCACUCUUGUCAAGACUUGAGGAUAGUAAAACAAUCUCUCAUGAACAACAUUAUGACAGAAAUUCCAUGUUAGAAAUGGAUCAAGCUGUUCUAGCAUCAAAUGGUAAUAAUGCUAUCGGUAUGGAUUUACUCAGAGAGAUUGAUCAAAAUGAAAAUGAUCAAUCAUCACCACCACAACAUUUAGAUAGUGAAGAGUUUAUGAUUAGAUCACCAAUCCAUAAAAGUAGAAAGUCAAUGGGUAACAGUUCUGGUAAAUCAAAUCAACAAAUCUUAGGCACACCUGUACAUCAUCAACAACAUCAUCCAAUGGGUAUGACUUCUCCACAACAAAACUCUACAUCUCCAAUGUUAUUAAGUUCUCCUCCAAUGCAUAUUGCAAAUAAUACUUGGAUGAAUGAAAAAAUGUUCUUGGAAAGUAAAAUUGCCAGGUUAUCCUCUGACUUGUAUUCUGCCAAAUGCGAAAUUGCCAGACUUCAAAAUCAAUUAGAAGAAUACAGACAAAAAGAGAUGCAUAACACUAAAGUUAAUAGUACUUCAACUGUUGGUAAUAGCCCAAGUCCAACUGAAAUGAUGAUGAAUGGUAGUACAAAUGUAGGUCUUGAAAGACCUCUAUCACCUGCAUCUAGUUGCACUACUUCAUCUUGGACUGGAUAUAAUAAUGAUCCAAUUGGUAGUACAUUCCCAGGUCCUGAAAAAUCAUCUCCUUAUGAGAAUAGUAUUUAUUCAUACAUGACCAAUCCUGCCCAACAAUUAUUAAUUUCUCCAAGAAAAUCUCCUACUCCUAAUAAUGUUACAACAACUCCAGGUAGAUACAAUAGAAGUAAUAGCUUUGGUUCAAGUGGUAAUGAUUUACCAAAUACAAAUCUCAUGCAAAAUAACAGAUUGAGUGUUUUGGCAACACCAAAUAGAGGUGUAAAUAAUUCAAAUGGUUUAUCAUCCAUUAAUGAUCCACUUUUCCCACAAAAUAUUAAUGAUUAUCAAAUGUCACCAAAUAGAAUUCAAAUGAUUAAUCCUAUUGGUAUGGAUUCACCAAUAAUGAUGACUCCAACAAGUGGAAAUUCUGGUUCAAGAAAGUAUAGCACUAAUAAUGUUUUGGUUAACUCUCCAUUUAUUACACCAAAUAUUGGAAGUGGUCGUAUUUUCCCAACUCCAACAACACCUUCUCCAAACAAUUUAUAUUAUAAUAGUUCAAUUGCCAUUACUCCAAAGAGUACAACUAGCAGUGUUGCAAGUAACAGUUCUGCAUCUAGUGGUACUCCAACCCUAAGUGACGCAAGUAAUGGUACACUUCCUUCCUCUCUUAUUAAACCUUCAUCCCCAGUUCUUAGUACUACUCCAACAAGUACUGGAGGAGGUGCUAGUUCUAAUAGCACUACUUCAGUUCCUGUAAUUAAUCAUAACAAGACCGGAGGAGAAAUUGUAUACUUGUUGAGUGGUGGUGGUGUUGGUUCUAUCAAGGUUUAUGAUUUAUCAAAGGAUGAAUUCACUCAAGCCCAAGACAAUCAACAACAACAUGCCAAGAGAGGAUAUGAUAAGCAUGCAUUGACCGAUUAUUAUCUUUCAUUGAAGGGACACUCUAGAUUUGUCUCUGCAUUACACAGCCAUCAAGGAAGAAUUUGCAGUGGUUCUGGAGAUAACUCUAUUCGUAUUUGGAAUUUUGAUACUGGCGAAUGUGAACAUGUUUUGGCAGGAUGUGAAGGAAAAGUCGGAGCAUUAUGUAGUUAUUAUGGUAAUUUAGUCAGUGGUUCAAAGGACGGAAAUUCUCAUCGUAUUCGUGCAUGGGAUGUAGAAAAGGCAGAAUGUGUAAAGUGUGUUCAUGCCCACUCUGAUUGGAUUAACGUUUUAUGUGCAAGUGACAAUACUCUUUUCAGUGGUUCUGGAGAUAGAAAGGUAAAAGUUUGGUCAGGUCCAAACUUUGAAAAUAUCAUGACAUUGGACAAUAGUAGUUUUGUUUUAUCUUUGGUUUAUGAUCCUGUUUAUAAUUGUUUGGUUGCUGGUACUUAUGAUGGACAUAUCAGAAUUUGGGAUAUUAGAUCAGGUACUAAAUUUAUCAAGCAAAUUAAGGCUCACUCAAAUGGCGUUCUUUCCUUGUGCUAUCAUGCUGGAUUAUUGUGUAGUGGUAGUAAGGAUCAAACAAUUUCAAUUUAUGAUCCAAAGACUUGGAAUAGAGAGUCACAACUUAUCGGACACACUGAUGCUGUUAAAUGUCUUGUAUCCUACCAAAACACUUGGUUAUGCAGCGGUUCUUAUGAUAGAACUGUCAAGCUUUGGAAUUUGGAUACUGCCAAUAGAGGCAGCUAUUGUACAAUUGCAACCGGAUUCAAGAAUUAUACCCUUACAUGCCAUACAGCAUAAUUUUGUCAAUCAUUACACCAAUUUUCACCAACCACAACACCACAUUUUGUACACACAACUAUAAAUCAACACACCUACACUUCUAGACUUUAAAUUUGGACUUCCACUCUUAUUUGGAUAUUCCAAAAUAUCAAAUAAAAUUCUAAAAAA